AUGGAUUACCUGCUAGAGUCCAGGUUAACCCGGAACACUCAAUUGUCCACUUUGAACUACACCAUGUCAGCCUAUUCCCAUCCGCUGAUCUACAAUCCCGCUGAGCUCUCUUCGUUCCCAACGGGUCCCAGUCCGAAUGAAGAGGGACAACGGGUUCCUCCGUCGAAGGACUUUACAAAUUCGCAUGCGGUUGCCGUUUCAAACGAAGUUGAUUACGAAGAAACAGUCGGAUUCAAUCAUACAGAUAACUCAGUCACAACUCUGCCCAUUCCACCCGAUGUUAGAACACCCCGAGACAAGCACACUGAUGCGAUGGCGAUAAUGAAAGGGACAGUUGAUGAAACCCAUCUGGAAGUUAUGUGUCCUGGUGCUACUAUAACACAAGCGGAGCCAAAACAACCGAAAAAACGUGGACCUAAAAAGAAGCCCCUGACAAAAGAGCGAGAGGUCCGAUUGAAAAACCGUCGUGUUCGUGCUAAUGCCCGGGAACGAAGUCGAAUGCAUGGGCUGAAUCACGCUUUGGAACUGCUCAGACGUCACGUGCCCACAUUUUCCGCUUCACAACGGUUGAGUAAAAUUGAAACACUUCGAUUGGCUAAGAACUACAUUCGAUCAUUGACUGAUCUGUUAACACGAAGUGAACCACCGUCACAUUUAGAACUAGCCUACACUCUCACGGAAGGUUUAUCUCAAAACACUUCGAAUCUCAUAGCAACCACAUUACAAGUUAGCCCCCGGGCAUUGAUCCAGUUGCAACGCCAAAAUUCCAACGAGGGGAUGAAAGAGUCUCGAAUAGCUUGGUCCCCAAGUCCAUCAUCAUCACCCGGUGCCUCCUCGUCCACUUCUCGUAUGACCAGAAAUUCUUCACGUCAACCAACCUACGCGGAACAGACAUCUCGAGCUACGGUACCAAACAAUUUGUCAACGAAUCGGGUCCCACAAAUCCCCUCGGUUCACGUGGAGGAACCAUCCAUUCCGGAAUCGGAUCCACUUGUCUAUACUCCACCGUGCACCCGGAUACGAUGCUCAAAUCCGAUGGACUAUAGCAUGUCCAUGUGCUUUUCGCCCAACUCAAAUGAAACAUCUGUGAUCUCCGAACCCAUGUUAAAUAAACCCUAUUUUGGAGGUUAUAACCACACACCUUCCUCUGCUUAUGGAACCGAGUCCGUGGCAUUUGUGUCCGGUGCAAACACGGUACUGACUCCGGCGUUUCACGCUGCCUCGUGCAUGGAUGCUGGUGUAGCCCCGAAUUACCUGUCUGACUUUUCCUACGAAAACUCUAACCCGUACGCAUACACGCAAUCUUUCACAACACCGACUAGUGGCUAUUUGCCAAGCCUAUGA
Messenger RNA from Echinostoma caproni, 1344 nucleotides. The record is from the annotation of a GenBank genome assembly. NCBI's taxonomy places the organism in Eukaryota, Metazoa, Platyhelminthes, Trematoda, Plagiorchiida, Echinostomatidae.